CUUUGAACCUGGAAGAUGCCAUGCUUGAUUUUAGACAAGGCCCUGGCUACUAUGGCAUCAAUGUACGUGGCUUUAAAUUCAUCCUUCAAAGCAUAAGUGGGGUCAAAACUCUGACAUUAUGUAGAUGGUUUUUGAGGAAUUGAUCUUACCAGAGCGAUAUCUUUUAGGUCAAGGCCUCUGCAAUCUAACUGAUUUGUGGUGGAUUGAUGAUUCACGGGAGAGAUACAAUAGUAAUGCCUUAAUCUCCUUUCUCAAACUCUGUCCACCGUUAACUAGGCUCUAUAUCACUAUCGAUCCUAAGAGCUAUAACAUGGGAAAGAUAAAGAUGUCUUCUAUCAUGGUCCGGAGGUCUACGAAAUUGGAGCAUCUCAUGGCUGUCAUGGUUGAAGGAUUUGAAAAUGAGGAAGAGGAGUGUCAUCUGGCAAAGCAAUUGAAAAAGGUAUUGGAAGCAGAACCACUGAUUAUAAAGUGGGAUGGAACUGUGAGGCGCUUAAUAAAAGUACAUGAGCAGCUAAGGAAAGGGAGAGAUCCAUAUGAAUUGAUUGAAAAAAGAGUUGAAAAUCAUUAUGAAUUAUGUCCUAAACAUCCUCACAUGGACCACUAAAGGAUAGAAGUUUUCACUUGUUAUACCUAUAAAUCAUUACCAAAACAGAAGAAAGAAACCAUAAUCUCUAUCUUGUAUCUUGGAGUAUUGAAAGGAUUUUUGUUAUUGUACCUUUGGUUCUUGGAUGGGAAGUGCUUGCAUUGUUUUGGUAAGUUAUCUUUAUUUUCUUAAA
Molecule: messenger RNA, 776 nt
Organism: Theobroma umbraticum
Lineage: Eukaryota; Viridiplantae; Streptophyta; Magnoliopsida; Malvales; Malvaceae
Source: RefSeq, a predicted model, not a curated record